GCGGAAGUAUUAUACGAAGUAGAUCUAUCUGUAAUAUCCGUCAGUGAUUGUGGCAAAACAAUGCCUAAAGUAACGUAUCAAAGUAUAUGCACUUAUACUCCAGGAAAGGAUGCAUGUGUAGGUGAUUCCGGAGGCCCGCUGAUGUGCUCAGGAUAUCAAGCAGGUAUCAUCUCCUACGGAAUUGGGUGUGCGGCCAAAUAUAAACCAGGCGUUUUUCAAAGAGUCGACAUUCACGUAUGUAUUCUGAAGAACGGCUAUCAUCACUGUGGAGGAACGCUUUUUGCACCUGAUACGGUGCUGACGGCUUCUCAUUGCGUGUACGAUCACGAUACAUGGACAAAAUCCCACAAGAUGACUCUGCAUCCAGCCACGUUGUUGUCAGUGAUAAUAGGCUCCUCUUACUCCAAGCCCGAGAAAGCCAAAGGCGCCACAUUCCGGAAUGUCAGCCAGGUCACUGGGCAUGCGGCAUUCGAUUUCAACACUUACCAAAAUGAUAUUGCCCUUCUCAAG
Gryllus bimaculatus (two-spotted cricket) is the source of this 510-nucleotide messenger RNA. NCBI's taxonomy places the organism in Eukaryota, Metazoa, Arthropoda, Insecta, Orthoptera, Gryllidae. The record is from the annotation of a GenBank genome assembly.